GAGCUGGUGUUCCCGGCAUUGGCGUUCCUGGCGUUGGCGUUCCCGGUGUUGGGGUUGGUGCUGUCCCAGGCGUCGUGCCCGGAGUUGGUGUCCCCGGAUUGGUGCCUGGUGUUGGAGUCCCCGGGGUGGCAGGGGUGCCGUCGGCAGCAGCAGCAGCAAAGGCAGCUAAGAUCGGAGCUGGCGUUCCCGGCGUUGGCGUUCCCGGCGUUGGCGUUCCUGGUGUUGGGGUCGGUGCUGUCCCAGGCGUCGUGCCCGGAGUUGGUGUCCCCGGAUUGGUGCCUGGAAUCGGAGCUGUCCCCGGGGUGGCAGGGGUGCCGUCGGCAGCAGCAGCAGCAAAGGCAGCUAAGUUCGGAGCUGGUGUUCCCGGCGUUGGUGUUCCUGGUGUUGGUGUUCCCGGUGUUGGCGUUGGUGGCGUCCCAGGCCUUGUGCCCGGAGUUGGUGUCCCCGGAUUGGUGCCUGGAGUCGGAGCUGUCCCCGGGGUGGCAG
This is a messenger RNA of Neopelma chrysocephalum (saffron-crested tyrant-manakin), 486 nucleotides long. RefSeq names its product elastin-like. The annotation marks the transcript as partial. NCBI's taxonomy places the organism in Eukaryota, Metazoa, Chordata, Aves, Passeriformes, Pipridae. The transcript is spliced from 5 exons. The record is from RefSeq and is a predicted model, not a curated record.